AUGGCCACUGCGAUUGGUCGAGGCCUGACUGACGUCAGGGCGCGGGGCCUACACCGUGAAAGGGGGCGACAUGCGGCCAGACUGCUGCCGGCGAACUACGCUGUGGUUGAGUCGCGCCAUGAGCGUGCUCACACUGGAACCCCGGCCCGCGGGGAAGCGGUGGCUGGUGGCCGGUCUGGGGAACCCUGGACUGCCCGGCACGCGGCACAGCGUGGGCUUGGCGGUGCUGGGGCACCUGGCGCGGCGUCUGGGUGUGGCGGACACCUGGGCGCGCGACCGGCGCUGCGCGGCCGACCUCGCCGUGGCCUCGCUCGAGGAUGCCCAGCUGGUCCUGCUUCGGCCCCGGCGGCUCAUGAACGCCAGCGGGCGCAGCGUGGCCCGGGCCGUUUCUUUAUAUGCGAAAUGGGGUCAAUUGCGGCCCCUCCUCACGAGAGCCGUGAGUCGGGACAACGCCCUCUGGGCAGAUGGGCAGUAACCAGGGCCACCAUUUCCCUGUGCCAAGCGGAGCUGUUUGGGCUGACUGCUGAGGAGGUCUACCUGGUGCAUGAUGAGCUGGACAAGCCCCUGGGGAAAGUGGCUGUGAAGCUGGGGGGAAGCGCCAGGGGCCACAACGGAGUCCGUUCCUGCAUUAGCUGUCUCAACUCCCAUGCAAUGCCGAGGCUGCGGAUAGGCAUCGGGCGCCCCGCCCACCCUGAUACAGUGCAGGCCCAUGUGCUGGGCUCUUUCUCCGCCGCGGAGCAGGAACUGCUGCCUCUGUUGCUGGAGCGAGCCACCGACAUGCUCCUGGACCACAUCCGGGAACGAAGCCAGCGGCCCUCCUUAGGCCCUGACCUCAGUGAAUUCCUGCCCCCCUAACCACCAUGCCCACACAUCAGCCAGGUUCACAGAGGUGCCGUGCCAACCUGUGGUAUCCACUUUUUAUAGACCUCUUCUCUGGGCUGCCCCAGGCCACCUAUAGAUUAAAGAGAGGGGACUAUGGCCACAAUGGUCCACUUCUGGGAUGGGGAUUGGUCUUCUCUCUGUGUUUUACUUGGAAAGUAGAGAAACUUCAGGAAGACUAAACUUUUUGAACCUUU
Felis catus (domestic cat) is the source of this 1076-nucleotide messenger RNA. It is a transcript of the gene PTRH1, whose product is annotated as peptidyl-tRNA hydrolase 1 homolog. Gene Ontology annotation, molecular function: peptidyl-tRNA hydrolase activity. The record is from RefSeq and is a predicted model, not a curated record. Lineage: Eukaryota; Metazoa; Chordata; Mammalia; Carnivora; Felidae. Bases 1 to 855 code for a protein of 284 amino acids. The transcript has 5 exons.